UCCAGUGAAGUAUUAAUCCAAAACACGUUUAUUGUUUUUUUAUUUGUGUCUCUGAAAGUGAGAGUUAGUGAAUAUCAGAACCCGAAGCAAUCAUGAAGUUAACGCGCAGAUUUCAUCUCAUUUUGUCAUGUUACAUUGUGAGAAUCACCUUGCUUCUUUGGACCGCAACGAGCGCGCACAAAGGAGGCCAUGAAAAGAAGCUUGUACGGAAAACUUUGGUUUGGCUCAGUUAUAAACUGGUGUGAUCCUUUCUGUUGGAUUUAACUAAUCGUUUUAACCACCUCCAAAAAACAAGGCUGAAGAAAACGUGCUCCCCCGAAAAAAGGAGCCCGAAAAAUGAACCACGUAAGCCGCAGGCCUGGUCAUUGGACUAAUAUGAAGAAAUCCGAGACAAACAGGUCUGAAGAAAGAUGGAAAGCAGCAAUCAUGAUCCGCGCCUUGAUUACUUGAGCAGCUACGUCCAGAAAACCUUGAAAAUGAAGUCGGAGAAAUGGGCGCGCAUGUUGACUUUCGAGGAAUUCCGGAACGUUGUUUUCGACUUCCUCGACAAACCGGAAGUAAACGUUUUGAUCAUUUCGCAGAAUAUUGCAGCUCAGUUGAUUCCGGCAAACAGCUUUCCAGUUAACUUGAAAACUAAAGGUGCUUACUUCGUCAAAAAGUCAAAAACCGUUGUUCCCAAAGAAGAUAUACAACAGUACCUGAUUUUUGGUGACAUGGCCUCGAAGCCUAUUGAGCAGCUGGCAUCACUUGUUGAUGAGGUAUUUGUGCCCCUCCUCUCAAAUAAAGGAAACCAUCGCAACUGGCCCGCUGUCGUUGCUCAAGAUGUGAGUCAGCAUGUGCACAGCUUGAAGAGCACAGUAUAUCAGGUGAAAGGUCAAGUUAAUGGGCAAACUGUCCUGCCAUUACCUGUUGGAGUUGAACGAGUUCACCAAGCAGAAAAAAUGUUACGAGAAAGCGGAGGAGAAAUGGUGGACCUCUACUUGAAAUCAGCCAUAGAAGGUGUCGUUAUCAAAUGGGCUUCCCAAAUAAAUGAUGUUUUGAACGACGAUUCUUCCCUGGCUUUUGCUAAUGGGCAAAAUCCGACACCGUGGGCUGAGGUCAAUUUCUGGAACACUCGUUUACGUAAUUUAGAAUAUAUCUAUGAGCAACUGCGUGAUGAGAGGGUUCAAAAAAUGGCAAUUAUCUUGGAACGUACUGAUAGUGCCUAUUGCCCUUGUUUCAAAAAUCUUUUUAGGAACAUUGUAGCAGCCUUGACUGAAGCCAAAGAUAUUGUGCUUUACUUCAAGCCUUUGCAUCGACAUUUCGCUGCUCUUGAGGAGACAGAUUUUUCGGACGUUAUCCCCUGUUUAAAACCGCUCAUGCAUAUCGUCUGUCUCGUUUGGGCCAACUCUCACUACUACUGCAAUUCAGGGAAAAUUAUCGUUCUUCUGAAACAAAUCUGUAAUUUAAUAAUUCAUCAGGCUAAGCGUUACCUAGAUCCAUCAUCAAUUUUCCAAACUGAUGUUGAUGAAGCUAAAAUAAGAAUACAACAUUCUCUAACAGUCUUAAGAAAUUUUAGGGAAAUAUUCGAUAACUACAAAGAAAAACUAGGAACUUUUUUUAAAGACAGGCCUCCUAAUAUGUGGACUUUUCAUCCGAACAUAAUUUUUGGACGCAUGCAGCACUUUAUUGAAAGGCUUCAUACUAUACAGUGGUUCUUCAGCACUGUGAUGGAAUUUUUGAAGUUAGAGCGUGUGGAAAUCGGUGGCCUCAAAGGGCGCACACUUAGUGGGCGCAUUAUUGCCAUAUCUCAAGAAUUUAAUGAUCACUUCACAGUUUUUGCAAGCAAGACAUAUGAUGUUUUAGAUCCGGAAGAUGAAAGUUUUCUCCGAGACUACAAACAAUUUCAGAGUAAUAUUUGUGAUUUAGACAGGAGGCUAGCUUCUAUUUUGUGCCAAGCAUUUGAUGAUUGCUUUAAUUUAGAAAGUGUCUUUAAGCUAAUUGAAAUUGUUGGUUCAGUAUUGGAAAGACCACUAAUCAAGGAAGAAUUCAAGUCGAAGUACCAGAUUAUUGUUGAUAUGUUGAAUGCAGAAUUGGAUGCAUCAAUGGACAUUUAUAAUGAGCAUAUGGAAACCUUUGAGAAGACAGGUUCCAUUCCAGUAGGACCAAGUAUGCCACCUCUAGCAGGCACAUUAAGGUGGAUCUAUGCCGUAAGGCAACGGAUUACUAUACCUGUCACCAGUUUCAAGCAGUUAGAAAAUCCAAUUAUUAAGAGUGAAGCGGGACUUAAUGUAUUCAAUAAGUAUGAAGAAAUUAUGUCUUUACUAGCAGAAUUUGAAAAUAAAUUGUUUGCAAAAUGGGCAGAAAAAGUUCCUGAUCAAGUUAAACUGAGUCUUAAUAAAUCACUUUUAAAGUGGUCCCCAAAUCGCCAAGUUUUGUUAGUUAAUUUUGAUCCUCAAUUAGAGGCAAUAUUGCGAGAAGUUCAUUAUCUGCAGCUAGCUGACUUUAAAGAUAUUCCUGAAUCAGGAUAUGAACUCUACGCUAAGAUUGAAGUCUUCCGUGGUUAUAGAAUCAAGUUAAAUUGCACCGUGGAUUGGUAUAACGAUGUUCGAAAACACAGCAGAUUGGUCGAAUAUGAAUUAGUGAAAGAAUAUGUUGAAGAAAUUGAUAGUUUGAUCAUGCAAGGAGAAAAGGAAUUGACAUGGAACUCUGAGAAUCUAUCAGAAUAUAUUGACAAAUUGCACAAUUUAGUGGACAAACUACAAUUCAGAGUGAAGAAAGCUCAAAGAAACAUCAGAAUAAUUCGAGAGAUGGUUUCGCAGUGGGCAAAGCAACUAUUCAUGGAGCGCAAAGAUGGGAAGAAAGACGCAUUACUAAAUAUAGAAGAAAAGGCGGACUGUUGUGCCAAAAAAUAUUCUCAAAUAACACAAGAUGGAGUGGAAAUUACUCGACUGCUAGAAGAAAAUCAGGAACUGUUUGUAAUGAAAGAAGAAUCAAAUUCUAAAAGAUGGCUCGCUUACGUCAAUUAUGUUGAUGAUAUCGUUGCUUAUGGGUUACUUUGUGCAGUAGGUGUCAGUCUAGGUUACAUAGCCGAGCAAAUGGACCCUUCAAAUCAAAAUUGUCCUUUAUUUGAAGCGCGGCUAGAGCUUGUUGAUCCUGAUAUCGUUUUUGUGCCUCCUUUAGAUCCCGAGUACAAUGAUAGCUUUUUGAGUCGAGUGGAAUCUUUGAUCGAUGAUAUCAUCCAAAUGGCUGCGCUCAUUCCUCGUCUGGCAAAGCACCUGGGUCAAGAAAAUUAUCUGGAAGGCAUGCAGAAGAUUGAUGACAUCAUAGCAAUGAAAAAGGAAAUCUUGGACAGUGUGGAAAAUGGUACCUCUGAAGCCAAUGAGUAUUGCCUUGGGUUUGAAUCUUACUCAUACCUUUGGCUAGAUGAUAGGCAAAUGUAUAUGGAUCAGUUCAUCACUUACGCAAGGCAACUGACAAUGGAGGAGAUGGAUCUUGUUAAUCUGGGCGACUCUUUAGCUCCUAAACCGGUUGCUCCAACAAUGGCCCAGUAUAAAGAACAGAUUGACACAUUCGAAAGUCUCUUUGCUGAGGUGGAAGAGUUGAAUUCUGUUCAAGUUUUUAAUUCUUGGUUUCAAGUCGACAUUCGACCUUUUAAACAAGCUUUACUUAACACUGUUUGUAAGUGGAGUUACAUGUUCAAGAAACAUCUGAUGGACCAUGUGACCAACAGUUUGUUUGAUCUGUCAAGUUUCAUUCGUUCGGCAGAUGAAGGACUUUUGCAAACGGUGGAAGAGGGUGAUUAUGAUAAACUGAUCAGUGUUAUGGGAUAUUUAAUGAAUGUCAAAGAGCGGCAGGUUACCACAGACGAUAUGUUUGAACCACUUCAUGACACAAUUGAACUGCUUAAACAAUAUGAUCAAGAACUACCUGAGGAAGUUAAUGUUUUAUUGCAGGAAUUGCCAGAACAGUGGAACAAUACUAAAAAAAUAGCAGUUACUGUAAAACAGCUAGUUGCACCCUUACAGGCUGCAGAAGUCUCAAGUAUCAGAAACAGAAUAGCAGCCUUUGACGUAAGGCAGAGUCAAUACAGAGAACACUUUAGAAAAGCGCAAUUCUUAAAGUUUGACUGUCCAACUCCUUACCGGAUGCUGGACAAAGCAAAUUUAAGCAUUCGAGAGUACGAAACAGUCAUGCAAGGGAUUCAAGAUUCUGCCUCUCUCUUUGAAGUUAAUGUUCCUGAUUUCAAGUUACUGAAACAAUGUCGUCGUGAACUCAGAAUGUUGAAACAACUAUGGGAUUAUACGCACAUUGUCAAGACCUGUAUCGAGGACUGGAAAACAACACCCUGGAGGCAAAUUGACGUUGAGAAUAUGGAUAUAGAAUGUAAAAAGUUCGCCAAAGAAAUUCGUGCAUUUGACAAGGAAAUGAGAAACUGGGACUUGUACGUCCAACUAGAAGCAACAGUAAAAAAUAUGCUCACCUCACUACGAGCAGUUGGUGAGCUCCAAAAUCCUGCAAUUCGAGAAAGACAUUGGCAGCAGUUGAUGAAAUCUACCAAGAAACACUCUGAUUUGCCUCCUGAGUUUUCAGUGCGUUUUGUCAUGGAUGAAGGCACAACUUUAGCAGACUUAUUAGCUUUGAAUCUUCAUGAAUGUGAGGAUGAAGUGAAAAAUAUAGUUGAUAAAGCAGUGAAAGAGAUGUCAAUGGAAAAAAUAUUAAGAGAACUUAACUCUACCUGGUCAACAAUGGAAUUUCAGCAAGAAUUACAUGCCAGGACAGGUUGUACCCUGCUCAGAGCUAGUGAAGAGCUAAUCGAAACCCUAGAAGAAAAUCAGGUUCAACUUCAAAAUCUCAUCACAUCAAAGUUCAUUGCACACUUCCUGGAUGAAGUUUCUGUUUGGCAACAAAAACUUAGCAUGGCUGAUCAAGCAAUAACGGUCUGGUUUGAAGUUCAGCGGACCUGGAUGCACUUAGAAUCAAUUUUCAUGAGCUCUGAGGAUAUCCGUAAACAGUUGCCUGAAGAUUCUUCCCGUUUUGAUCAGAUAGAUACGGACUUCAAGGUGUUGAUGGAAAACAUCGCCAAAACUCCAAAUGUUGUGGAAGCUACCAAUAAACCUGGACUAGUUCAACAACUGGAUGGUCUUCAAAAGGAAUUAACCCUUUGCGAAAAAGCAUUAGCAGAAUACCUAGAAACAAAACGACUGGCAUUUCCACGGUUUUAUUUUGUCUCAUCUGCGGAUCUGUUAGAUGUUUUGUCGAAUGGAAACCAACCAAAAGUUGUUGCCAGGCAUCUGAUGAAGCUAUUUGACUCCAUGGCAAGAUUGGAAUUUGUUGAUGGCAAAACGAAAGGAACUUUAUGCGCCCCAGGAAUGUAUGCCAAAGAUGGUGAAUAUGUGGAAUUUCAUGGGAGUUGUGAUUGCAGCGGAGCAGUUGAAGUAUGGCUGAACAGACUGCAGGUUUCAAUGAGAUCCUCCAUACGUUAUUAUUUUUCGGAUGCGACGACCAGUUAUGAGGAAAAACCACGAGAGCAGUGGCUUUUUGACUAUCCAGCCCAAGUAUCACUGUGUUGCUCUCAAAUCUGGUGGACCACAGAAGUGAACAUAGCAUUUUCAAGACUAGAGGAAGGUUACGAGAAUGCUCUGAAAGAUUAUCAAAAGAAGCAGAUUUAUCAACUGAGUACUCUGAUCUCUUUACUGCUUGGUGAAUUAUCAAAGCAGGACCGCCAGAAAAUCAUGACUAUUUGCACGGUUGAUGUGCAUUCUCGAGAUGUUGUUGCACGACUGAUUCAACAAAAGAUAGAAACUGCAUCUGCUUUCCAGUGGCAAUCUCAGCUCAGACAUCGAUGGGAUGACAAAGAGAAAGAUUGUUUUGCGAACAUAUGUGACGCUCAAUUUCGUUACAGUCAUGAAUACCUAGGAAACACCCCACGUCUGGUUAUUACACCUUUAACAGAUCGCUGCUAUAUAACUUUGACUCAGUCGUUACAUUUAAUCAUGGGAGGAGGUCCAGCUGGUCCUGCAGGAACUGGAAAGACAGAAACAACCAAAGACUUGGGCCGUGCGUUGGGAAUUAUGGUAUAUGUUUUCAACUGCUCUGAGCAGAUGGAUUACAAGUCAUGCGGGAAUAUAUACAAAGGUUUAGCUCAGACUGGUGCAUGGGGUUGCUUUGAUGAAUUCAAUAGAAUCUCUGUGGAAGUUCUCUCUGUGGUGGCUGUUCAAGUAAAAUCUGUUCAGGAUGCCAUUCGUGAUAAGAAGACACUCUUUAAUUUCAUGGGGGAAAUGAUUGCGUUGACUCCAACAGUUGGUAUCUUCAUAACAAUGAACCCUGGCUAUGCUGGACGUACAGAAUUGCCUGAGAACUUAAAAGCUCUAUUCAGGCCUUGUGCAAUGGUGGUCCCUGAUUUUGAAUUAAUCUGUGAAAUCAUGUUGGUGGCAGAAGGGUUUCAAGAAGCUCGUGUUCUAGCCAGAAAAUUCAUCACAUUGUAUACCCUGUGCAAGGAAUUGCUAUCCAAACAAGAUCACUACGACUGGGGUUUAAGGGCAAUCAAGUCUGUGUUGGUUGUCGCCGGCUCUUUGAAACGUGGAGAUCCAGGUCGUCCAGAAGAAGAGGUGUUGAUGAGAGCGCUUCGUGAUUUUAACGCCCCGAAAGUCAUCACAGAUGACGUACCGGUUUUCAUGGGUUUGAUCGGUGAUCUCUUUCCUGCUCUGGAUGUUCCACGUAAGAGGGAUUUGGAAUUUGAACGAACAGUAAAACAAGCAGCCAUGGAUUUAUUACUACAACCUGAGGACAAUUUCAUUCUGAAGGUUGUUCAAUUGGAAGAACUACUGGAAGUCAGACACUCGGUCUUCUUAGUUGGCAACGCUGGCACGGGUAAAACUCAAGUUUGGAAAACGCUGUUCAAAACAUAUCAGAAUAUCAAACGAAAACCACUCUACAAUGACUUGAACCCAAAAGCCGUCACAAAUGAUGAAUUAUUUGGGAUUAUCAACCCUGCAACAAGAGAAUGGAAAGAUGGUCUCUUUUCCGUAAUCAUGAGGGAUCAAGCCAACUUGUCUGGUGAUCAUCCAAAAUGGAUCAUACUGGAUGGAGACAUUGAUCCAAUGUGGAUAGAAUCACUGAACACAGUGAUGGAUGACAAUAAGAUUCUGACCUUAGCAAGUAAUGAGCGCAUAGCUUUAACUCCAUCGAUGCGUCUGCUUUUUGAAAUUUCCAACUUACGAACGGCUACCCCUGCAACUGUUUCAAGAGCUGGUAUUCUUUACAUCAACCCUCAGGAUUUAGGCUGGAACCCGUAUGUCACCAGCUGGAUUGAAACUCGUGAACACACCUCAGAGAAGUCAAAUCUAGUCAUACUUUUUGACAAGUACAUCCCAGCUUGUUUAGAAACGGUGCGGACUAGGUUUAAAAAAAUAACACCAAUUGCGGAGAUGGCUCAUAUUCAGAUGCUGUGUCACUUGCUGCAGUGUCUUCUGACUCCCCAAAAUACACCACCAGAUUGCUCCAAGGAGUGGCUUGAUUUGUACUUUUCUUUUGCCUGUGUUUGGGCCUUCGGAGCCGCCAUGUUUCAAGACCAGGCAAUUGAUUACCGGGUUGAAUUUUCCAAGUGGUGGAUAUCAGAAUUCAAAUCAGUAAAAUAUCCUAGCACUGGGACUGUAUUCGACUACUACAUUGACAAUGAAACAAAACAGUUCAUGCCAUGGACUGAGCGAUUACCGAGGUUUGAACUUGACCCUGAUACACCAUUACAGGCAAUCCUGGUUCAUACAUCAGAGUCUAUACGUGUUCGGUAUUUCGUAGAUUUAUUAAUGGACCAGAAACAUCCAGUCAUGUUGGUUGGUAAUGCUGGUUGUGGCAAAACUGUUCUGGUUGCAGAGAAACUUGUGAGCUUGAAUGAGAACUAUGCAGUUGCAAAUAUUCCAUUCAACUUCUACACUUCCUCAGAAAUGCUCCAAAAAAUAUUGGAAAAGCCUUUGGAGAAAAAAGCUGGUCGUAAUUAUGGUCCUCCUGGCAAUAAAACAUUGGUCUAUUUUUUGGAUGAUAUGAACAUGCCAGAAGUUGAUCAGUAUGGCACAGUACAGCCACAUACUCUAAUUAGACAGCAUUUGGAUUACAAUCACUGGUAUGAUCGCACAAAGUUGUCUCUGAAGGACAUUCACAAUUGCCAGUAUGUCUCCUGUAUGAAUCCAACAGCGGGAAGUUUCACCAUCAAUCCACGUCUUCAGCGCCAUUUCUGUGUUUUAGCUGUUAGUUUUCCAAAUGCUGAAUCCUUAAGCACUAUUUACCAUUCUAUUCUAAGCCAACAUUUUGCCAAUCCAGAGUACAGAUUCCCCCACAUCGUUGCUCGAAUGUGCCCCAAUGUCGUAACAGCAACCAUCGCACUUCAUAACAAAGCCGGCCAAGUGUUUCUUCCAACUGCAAUCAAAUUUCACUAUAUUUUCAAUCUACGAGAUCUUUCUAAUGUGUUCCAGGGAAUGUUAUUCAGUUCUAAUGAUUGUUUGACCUCUCCGUCUGAUUUGGUGCGGUUGUGGAUGCACGAGUCACAAAGAGUCUAUGGAGAUAAAUUAACCGAUGACAAAGAUGCAGAUGCAUUCAUGAAGAUUCAAAUCGAUAUCGUUAAGAAGAAUUUUGAUGAAUUAGACGAAGGGACUGUUCUUGAAAAACCCAAUAUCUAUUGUCACUUUGCUCAAGGAAUUGGAGAACCAAAGUACAUGCCAAUAGCUGAUUGGAAUCAUCUGAGCAAGUUACUUCAAGAAGCUCUCGCAUCUUAUAACGACCUUGUUGCUGCCAUGAAUCUAGUUCUUUUUGAAGAUGCUAUGAUGCAUGUCUGUAGAAUAAACAGAAUUUUAGAGUCACCUCGAGGAAGUUGUUUGUUGGUUGGUGUUGGUGGAAGUGGGAAACAAUCCUUAUCCAGACUAGCAGCUUUCAUUUCAAGUUUGGAAGUUGCGCAAAUACAGUUACGCAAAGGUUACGGCAUAUUAGACCUUAAGAUGGAAUUAUCAGGCUUGUAUUUAAAAGCUGGUUUGAAAAAUGUUGGAAUCAUGUUUCUUAUGACAGAUGCCCAGGUACCAUCAGAGAGUUUUCUUGUUCUCAUCAACGAUAUGCUAGCAUCUGGUGAGGUCCCUGACCUAUUUCCUGAUGAUGAAGUUGAAAAUAUCAUUUCUGGAGUCAGAAAUGAGGUCAAAGGAGCUGGACUGUUAGAUUCUCGUGAGAAUUGUUGGAAGUUCUUCAUUGACAGAGUUCGACGACAGUUAAAAGUUGUGCUUUGUUUCUCUCCUGUUGGUUCAACUUUAAGAAUUCGGUCUCGUAAAUUUCCUGCUUUAGUGAAUUCUACUUGUAUCAAUUGGUUCCAUGAAUGGCCGCAAGAAGCCUUGAUGUCUGUCUCAAAGAAGUUUCUAAUGGAGCUUGAAGUCUUACCUGAAUGCUUCAGAGAUUCGGUUGCUAAAUUUAUGGCUUAUGUCCACACUCAAGUCAACGCUACCUCUCGCGUAUAUUUACAAGCAGAACGUCGUUACAACUACACAACUCCAAAAUCCUUCCUGGAACAGAUCGCCUUAUACAUCAAGUUAUUGCUUCAGAAAUCAGCUGAGUUGGCUGGUAAAGUUGUGCGACUAGAAAAUGGUUUGGAGAAACUGAAAAGCACAGCAGAGCAGGUCGAUGAUCUGAAGGCAAAGCUAGCCGUGCAAGAAGUCGAAUUGAAAAUCAAGAAUGAUGCUGCGGAUACUCUAAUUCAGAUCGUAGGAGUUGAGACGGAAAAAGUAUCAAGAGAAAAAGCAAUAGCCGACGCUGAGGAAAAAAGAGUCAAAGUUAUAGCGGAUGAAGUUGCAAAAAAACAACAAGAUUGUGAGGAGGACUUGGUGAAAGCUGAACCUGCUUUAUUGGCUGCUCAGGAAGCUUUGAACACUUUGAACAAAGCUAAUCUCACUGAAUUGAAGUCUUUUGGUUCUCCGCCUGGUGUCGUAACAAACGUCACAGCUGCAGUGAUGGUGCUCCUAGCUCCAAACGGUAAAAUACCCAAAGACAGAAGUUGGAAAUCCGCUAAAAUCGUUAUGGCCAAAGUUGAUACCUUCUUGGAUUCACUUGUAAAUUACGAUAAGGAGAACAUCCAUCCAGAAAUCAUCAAGGCCAUCCAGCCAUAUCUGAAGGAUGAGGAGUUUGAGCCUGACUUUGUGAAAUCAAAAUCUGCUGCAGCUGCAGGUCUGUGUGCAUGGGUCAUCAACAUAAUCAAGUUCUAUGAAGUAUACUGUGAUGUUGAACCGAAACGGAAAGCUUUAGCAGCGGCAAAUGCAGAACUCGCUGCCGCUCAAGAUAAACUGACAGUGAUUAAGCGUAAAGUGGCAUCUCUUGAAGAGCAGUUAGCGAAACUGACACAUGAUUUUGAGCAAGCAACUUCAGAAAAGUUGCGGUGUCAAGAAGAGGCAGAUGCCACUAAUCGCACCAUCCAGCUUGCAAAUAGAUUGGUCGGCGGGCUAGCCUCUGAAAACGUAAGAUGGGCUGAGGCAGUUGCCAGUCUUAUGCAGCAAGGAACAACAUUACCUGGAGACGUUUUGUUGAUUACUGCAUUCAUUUCAUAUGUUGGAUGCUUUACCAAACAGUAUCGACUUGAUCUAAUGAACAAAAUGUGGAUACCUUUCCUCAAAGGCUUAGAGCCAGCCGUUCCAAACACAGAAGAUUUGGAUCCAUUAACGCUGCUGACAGACGGGGCACAAGUUGCAAUUUGGAACAAUGAGGGUUUGCCAAGCGACAGAAUGUCCACUGAAAAUGCAACCAUCUUAACCAACUCUGAGAGAUGGCCGCUCAUAAUUGAUCCACAAUUGCAAGGAGUUAAGUGGAUCAAACAGAAGUAUGGUGAUGAUCUUGUGGUUAUCAGGCUUGGACAGAAAGGAUCUAUGGAAAUACUGGAACAAAGUCUCAACAGUGGAGCCACUGUCCUUCUCGAAAAUAUCGGUGAAAAUCUGGACCCUGUUCUAGAUCCUCUUCUAGGUCGGAAUCUGAUUAAGAAAGGCAGAGCUAUAAAAAUGGGUGACAAAGAAGUUGAGUACAACAGUAAUUUUAGGUUAAUUCUGCAUACAAAGCUUGCAAAUCCUCACUACAAACCUGAAAUGCAAGCUCAAACAACUCUUAUCAAUUUCACUGUGACGCGAGACGGCUUAGAAGAUCAGUUGCUUGCGGAGGUCGUCAAAGCAGAAAGACCUGAUUUGGAAGAAUUGAAAGCUGAACUUACUAAACAACAAAAUGACUUUAAAAUUAUGUUGAAAAAACUGGAAGAUGACCUCUUAUCAAGACUGUCAAGUGCAGGAGGCAAUAUUCUAGGUGACACUGCUCUCGUUGAAAAUCUGGAAACCACAAAACGAACUGCUGCAGAAAUAGAGAAAAAAGUUGCAGAAGCAAAGAUCACAUCAGUAAAAAUUGAUGAAGCCAGAGAACAUUAUAGACCAGCAGCUGCUAGAGCCAGUCUUCUGUAUUUUAUUUUGAAUGACCUCAACACAAUCAACCCAAUUUAUCAAUUCUCUUUGAAGGCAUUCAGCGUAGUAUUUCAAAAAGCAAUUGAGAAAGCUGUUCCAAACGAUGAUGUUGAGAUGCGUGUUAACAACCUAAUUGACUGUAUCACAUACUUUGUUUUCAUGUACACGACAAGAGGUCUUUUUGAGUGUGAUAAACUUAUUUUUGCUUCCCAAAUGGCAUUUCAGAUUCUCCUUAUCAAUGAGGAAAUUCAACCCCAAGAGUUGGACUUCUUUUUAAGAUUCCCUCUCACUCCUCACGUUACAUCACCUGUUGACUUUUUAUCCAAUACUUCAUGGGGUGGCGUCAGGUCCUUAUCAAGCAAAGAUGAAUUCAGAAAUCUAGACCGAGACAUUGAGAGUUCCUCUAAACGUUGGAAAAAAUUUGUUGAAUCUGAUUGCCCUGAACGAGAGAAGUUUCCGCAAGAAUGGAAAAAUAAAACUGCUUUUCAACGUUUGUGUAUGAUGAGAGCUCUUCGCCCUGAUCGAAUGACCUAUGCUAUGACUGUAUUCAUCGAAGAGAAACUUGGCAACAAAUAUGUGGAAGGGCGAAGUGUAGAGCUAGCAAAAUCAUUCGAAGAAACAAGCCCGACUACCCCUAUUUUCUUCAUCCUCUCGCCAGGAGUUAAUCCACUAAAGGAUGUUGAAACGUUGGGACGUAAACUAGGAUAUGCCGAAGAUAAUGGCAAUUUCCAUAGUGUCUCUCUUGGCCAAGGUCAGGAAGUUGUUGCAGAGGAAGCAAUGGACAUUGCAGCUAAAGAGGGUCAUUGGGUUAUCUUACAGAAUAUUCAUCUUGUAAAAAAAUGGUUACCAGCGCUAGAAAAGAAAUUGGAAAACUUGAGUGAAAAUGCUCAUGCUCAGUAUCGUGUCUUUAUGAGCGCAGAGCCUGCAGCAACCGCUAGUGCUCACAUCAUUCCUCAGGGUAUUCUAGAGUCCUCAAUCAAAAUCACCAAUGAGCCUCCAACAGGAAUGCAAGCGAAUCUUCACAAAGCCUUAGACUGCUUCAGCCAAGAAACACUUGAAAUGUGCACCAAAGAAGCCGAGUUUAAAACCAUAUUAUUCUCUCUCUGUUAUUUCCAUGCAGUUGUUGCGGAGCGAAGAAAAUUUGGUCCACAGGGUUGGAACAAGGUUUACCCUUUCAAUGUUGGUGAUUUGAACAUAAGUGUCAGUGUUCUGUAUAAUUAUUUGGAGGCCAACAGCAAAGUUCCAUGGGAAGAUUUAAGAUACCUUUUUGGCGAAAUUAUGUAUGGUGGUCAUAUUACUGAUGACUGGGAUAGGAGAUUGUGCAUUUCAUAUCUUGAGGAGUUCAUGCAGCCAGAGCUUGUUGAUGGCGAGCUGUUCUUAGCUCCAGGUUUUCCAGCACCACCAAAUAUGGAUUAUACAGGUUAUCACACAUAUAUCGAUGAAGCAAUGCCCCCUGAAAGCCCUUACUUAUACGGACUCCAUCCGAAUGCGGAAAUAGGGUUCCUCAGCACAACUGCUGACAAUCUUUUCCGAACUGUUUUUGAGAUGCAGCCCCGAGAUGCAGGAACCACUUCAGGCACUACUGUCACCAGAGAAGAUAAGGUGAAACAGAUUGUAGAUGAAAUAAUUGAGAAGUUGCCAGAGGAAUUCAAUAUGACAGAAAUCAUGAGCAAGGUUGAAGAAAGGACUCCCUAUGUCAUCGUCGCAUUUCAAGAGUGUCAACGGAUGAAUUAUCUGACCAAUGAGAUGAAAAGAUCGUUGCGAGAACUUGAUCUCGGUCUGAAGGGAGAGCUUACAAUUACAUCUGAGAUGGAGGACCUUGAAACUGCAUUAUUUCUUGACCAAGUCCCAAUCAUAUGGACACAACGAGCCUAUCCGUCAUUGCUCGGUCUGACAUCUUGGUUUGCAGACCUUUUACUUCGGUUAAGAGAACUAGAAACGUGGUCGACGGAUUUUGUAUUGCCAGCCUCUGUGUGGCUUGCAGGGUUUUUCAAUCCACAAUCCUUUCUCACUGCUAUAAUGCAAAGCACAGCCCGUAAAAGUGAACUUCCCUUGGAUAAAAUGUGUUUGCAAUGUGAUGUUACCAAAAAACAGAAGGAAGAUUUCUCAGGGGCACCAAGAGAUGGCGCCUUUGUUCACGGCCUUUUCAUGGAGGGUGCACGAUGGGACAUUCAGCAAGGUGUCAUAAUGGAAUCAAAAUUAAAAGAGUUGUUCCCGCACAUGCCUGUUAUCAACAUCAGGGCAAUUACUCAAGAUAAGCAAGAUAUGCGAAAUAUGUACGAGUGUCCAGUCUACAAAACCCGUAUGCGAGGGCCCACCUUUGUGUGGACUUUCAAUUUAAAAUCGAAAGACAAACCAUCCAAGUGGACUUUGGCUGGUGUCGCCAUUUUAUUACAAAUUUAAAUUUUUUAUAUCAUUUUUAAGAGUUAGUCAAUUUUAUUUUUUUAUUGAAGACUUUGCAUACUUACGAUGCAUCUUUUUAUCUUUACUUUUUGAUAAACUUGGCAACUUGGAUUGAAUGCCGAAAUUAGGAGUUCCGCCGGACUGUUUGCUGUAUAGUGCUUACGCGGUUGAUCGCAAGACCCUGAAUUAGGUGAGCAGCACCUAAAGCCAAAAAAGGCACACAAGUUCCAAAUUCAAGGACAGUUCUCUAUUACUGAUCGAGAUUUGUGCUUUUUCAUUGUGACGGUUCCUCAAGACUUCCUAUUGGAGUGCAUAUAUUAUGACAAAAAAAUAUGGGAGACCAUAUUAGUUGCAUUGGAAAGCUUCUUCUUGAACCAUUUUUUGCCCAAAAAAGUGGAUUCGCGAAGAAUGAGGCAGCUACCACUCCGGUAUAGCAAGGAAAAGGAAAGAAUGCAGGUGAUGGCCCAAGAUGAUGACCAAGUCAGAGAAGAUAAAGUAAUAAGAUCCAGUAAGAGUCGACGAAAUCAAGAAGAAUUACUAGAUGCUCCUGACUUCGGUGUCAUCAAUUAACCCACUGCGCAGAGGGCACAAUUAGGACAAACCCCUCGAUCAGCCGAGCCUCCAAAUUAAAGCUUUUUCAAGAAAAAUCGUCCUAUUAUACUCAAAAAUGGGAAUUUGUGUCCACCAGCUAAUUUUAAUUCUAUUUUCCUGAAAUAUUAAUCAUCAGAAAAAAUGUUUUAAAAAUUAAUGAGACUCAUCUUCCAACUUCUAUCACCUGGAAGGAGAAGCUUUCACACAAAAAUGUUACGCAUUGAAACUUUAUUUCUAAUUAUUUUUUUUUUUUUUUAGUCUGUAUGUAUUUUUUAUAUUUAUUAAUCAACUGCUUUCAAAGUGCCUUGAAUAAUUAUUUUUUUGCUUUUGGUCAAUUUUUAUGUCAGAAGUUAUAUUUAUUAAUGUGUUUAAUUACCUCCAUGGUAAUUAAAAGGAUCUUUAUUUUACCUUGCUGUGGCAAUUUGGAUUCUGUGAUCAAUUUAGCAAAUUUUAGUAUGAAUUGAUUAUUUAAUAAAGUUUAAUAUUUAUGCUCCACUUUUAA
Bemisia tabaci is the source of this 14940-nucleotide messenger RNA. Lineage: Eukaryota; Metazoa; Arthropoda; Insecta; Hemiptera; Aleyrodidae. The record is from RefSeq and is a predicted model, not a curated record.